Xenia sp. Carnegie-2017 is the source of this 717-nucleotide messenger RNA. RefSeq lists its product as uncharacterized. NCBI's taxonomy places the organism in Eukaryota, Metazoa, Cnidaria, Anthozoa, Malacalcyonacea, Xeniidae. The transcript has 3 exons. The record is from RefSeq and is a predicted model, not a curated record. The coding region runs from base 1 to 717 and encodes 238 amino acids.
AUGGGUGAACCUUUUAAGAACCAAUGGGCGCAGUUUGUUUUUUUUAAGACACGAAUGACCAUUAGUGAUGACAUAUUUCAAGAAACAUGGAUUCCACAAGCAAAAGCUUUGAAAGCUAGAGGCAUUAAUUCUAUUAUUCUCUCGCAGAAAAUAAAUGCCAAAAAUGACAUGACAGAUAUUGUUUUUAUGAGUAAAACGUGGUGGGAUGCAUUGAGUGCCUUCCAAAAAUCAUUUCCACAAGGAUGUGACACACCACCGUCUUUAUUAAACGAAAUGACAUGUUUGCUCAAAUUUAAGGUUGGUUGUUUUCGAGUACGAUCAACUAAGACAGCCAGUGGUGAAAUGGCAGAGAAUAGACACGAAGGCCUUGUAGAAGAUGAAAUAAAGGUUUUGAUGAUGAGAAAACAGCCAUUGCCGAAAAAGGAGUUAUUAACAACAGCUGAAAAUUUGAGCUCACUUAAAGGUUUUCAAAGUUACUGCAUUUAUGAGCUUGAAAAUGGUGCUUUCUCUGAAAUAGAAAAUGAUUUCUGCUCCUGUAUUAUUGAAGUUUUCAUUCAGAAAUACUUCAAGGAUGUUAUCAUGGAAGACAUAGAUGCAGGAGGGAAAUUUACAGGUUGGAAACUUGCUGUACAUGAGGACGUUGUGAAAUUCACAAUUUUAAAUGCCAAUGCUGUCAAUGCAGUAUACCUUAGAGUAGACAUUAAUACAAAUGACUAG